This is a messenger RNA of Mucor mucedo, 626 nucleotides long. RefSeq lists its product as uncharacterized. Bases 21 to 557 code for a protein of 178 amino acids. The record is from RefSeq and is a predicted model, not a curated record. NCBI's taxonomy places the organism in Eukaryota, Fungi, Mucoromycota, Mucoromycetes, Mucorales, Mucoraceae. The transcript has a single exon.
ACACAAACACACCAUAUCCAAUGGAUCCAUUAUUCUCUUAUACCAAUGUACAUACCUCUUCCUUCAACAUACUAUUCUCCUUAUUUUACAAGAAGCACCAUGCUCAGUCUAAACCAAAGACUAUCACCAUGGCUACCAUUACACCUGCACUGACCACCACCCAAUUAUUAACACCCCGCACGGAGCCAUGUGUAUUGCCGCAACAGAUGAUUGACUUGUCAAUGCUUCUACAAAAUAACAGUAAGAUCCCAGUGUGUUCAAGCGGUGUAGGUCAUUUGCAGCCACUGAAUAACAAAAAUGUGAUGCCAGUAGAAAACAAAGACCCACCUGCAGCCCAACAGCCUAAAAGGCCUGCUUGGACAGAGUCUCAUGCUUAUCUCAGAGGAUCGCGUACAAAUGGUGAUAAUCUCAGAAUUCUUGCAACUGAAAUCAACAUGAUUCGCGCUUCUAAAAUCACAAGGUCUCUUAAGCCAAGACGUCCAUACUCUCAUAAACGUGAUGAUCCCUUUGUCUGGGGAAAAUCUACUUCAUUAAGGAUCUCCUGUUCCAGUCAAUAGCGUGUGUGUAUAUGUGUGUGUGUGUGUAUAUAAAUAUAAAUAAACUUUUUUUUUUCCCUUUCACAUUAA